GCUGGGAGCAAAGAGGGUGGGGGAGGUGAUCACAUGACACGAUUACCUCAAGAAUCGAUCAAGAUGUAUAGCGCGCCAGCGUGCGCCUUUUCCUCCCUUUUACGCGCGUCUUCCAUGCGCCAGAUGGCCAAAGUUUAACACCGAAGGAGCUUCUCCUCCUUCUCCUCCUCCUCCUCCUCCUCCUCCCUCCCUCCUCCUUCCAAGGAGGACCCGGGAGCAGACAUGACGGACUACGACGAGCGCGCGUCCAGCAUGUACCUGCCGAGCUGCACUUACUACGUCUCCACGCCCGACUUCACCUCCGUCUCCUCCUUUUUGCCGCAGAGCGCCUCCUGCCAGGUGAACUUCCCCUACUCGGCCAACCUGGGCCACCACCAGCCGGUGCGGGAGGUCUCCUUCAGGGACUACGGCCUGGAGCACCCCAGCAAAUGGCACUACCGGAACAACUACGCCUCCUACUACGCCUCCGAGGAGCUCAUGCACCGGGACUUGAUCCAGUCCUCCUUCAAAAACGAGCCGCUGUACGGCGGAGCCCAGGCGGGCGCAGGCUCGCCCUGCAGCCUCUUUACCGGGACCGGGCGCAACGGCGUCCUGCCGCAGGGCUUCGACCAGUUCUUCGACGCCGACAAAGGCGCGCCGGAGCAACCCCGACUGAAGGGCGACGAGCCCGGCAAAGUGGAGCAGGACGCCGGGGACGCGGCAUCGGCGGCGGGGGCCGCGGUAGCCAGCCUGGACGAGGACUCGUCCUCCAACUGCGGCGACAAAAGCAGCCAGCAGACCUCGUCCAGCAAGUCCAGAAAAAAGAGGUGUCCGUACUCCAAGUACCAGAUCCGAGAACUUGAACGAGAGUUUUUCUUCAACGUCUACAUCAACAAAGAGAAACGUCUACAGCUUUCCAGGAUGCUCAACCUGUCAGACCGCCAGGUGAAGAUCUGGUUCCAGAACAGAAGAAUGAAGGAGAAGAAGCUCAACCGUGACCGCCUACAAUAUUUUACUGGCAAUCCUCUAUUCUGAUACACACACACACACACACACACACACACACACACACACACACACACACACACACACACACACACACACACACACACACACACACACACACACACACACACACACACACACACACACACACUCACCAAAGACUGGUCCCUAUAUGUGAGUCACCAUGUAUUUAAAACCUAUACAAAAAAAUAAUAAUGCAUUUAUUUAUUGAUUUCUCGUACUUCCUCCCACUCUUAUCAGGAACAAUGAUUGUAGUCGACAUUAUUUAUUGGUGUGUUUUAAAAAAGAAAAAAAGCUGCAUGCCACGUUGGUGUGAAAUGAACUAACAUGUUUAAAAAACAACAACAUUUUGGACACUUUCUUCCAGCUUUGCCUCAGGAGAAAUGUGGCCCCUUAGGCCUUUAUUUCCCCUUCUUUCAAACACUGGAUUGUUUACUAAACCUUGAACCGUCUAGACAGAAUAAUAAAAGCAGCUGUAAAGGUCUAAAUAAGGGGCUAUUGGACCUCCGCCCCUCCCCAAUGCGGACCACAAGAUCCCCUUUCCUGUCUCACAUAGUCCACAUUGCAAAUGUUGGAGCUGCUGCAGACAUUCUUCUUAUUUCUUUAAUUUUAUUUUAUAUUUUUUUGGCUUUCCAAGAGGAUUUACGAGCAUUGAAGAGGAUUAUUCCAAAGUCAAAGUGAGUCUGAUGCCUCUGUAAAAAUGUGUCUUUUUUUGUAUUCAUGUUUAUAUUUGCUGCUGCUUCUUGCAUCUUUUGUUUUAAACAAACAAACAAAAAAAAGCCAUUAAAUAAGACUUUUAACUGAGUUGCAAUCCAGGGAAACCACGUUAGCCAACCGGGUUGUAGUUACUUAAGUGUCCACCAGAGGUCAGCCUUGCAUUUGCAUAGCGAGAGAAAAACCUGCUUUGUCGUCUUCAAAGGCUGCAGACUUUAUUCUUUCAACUUUAUAAACUAGAAACCAAAAAUGUUUUUUCUUUAUUCUGCCAAUAAAACAGAGACGGAUGAUAAUAUAAUUGUUAUUAUCAGUGUGUAAAUAUUCUCUGGGCUUUUUUAAAACUUGAACGCACAAAACUUCCUUCUGCGGGGACUCUCUCACAAAUACUCCCCAAAAUGCUGGGAUUUAAAAAGGAUUACUUGUAUAAAUCCUCUCAUUUAAAUGUCAUGUUGUAAAUACAUAACAUAUGCUGGAUAAUCGUGGUUGUAUUUUUGCUCAACAUAUUAAAAAACAACAACUGAUCAAGCUGAAUUAUACUCACAUGUAUUAUUUUUGUAAUGUUUUUCUGGCGGCGGGUGUGUAAAUAUUUGGUGUGUAAGAAGUGUUGGUGACGCAUGAACAACAUGAAUAAAUAAUUCAGUGCA
Molecule: messenger RNA, 2363 nt
Organism: Nerophis ophidion (straightnose pipefish)
Lineage: Eukaryota; Metazoa; Chordata; Actinopteri; Syngnathiformes; Syngnathidae
Gene: hoxd11a
Product: homeobox D11a
Exons: 2
Coding region: 223-1014 (263 amino acids)
Biological process (GO): regulation of transcription by RNA polymerase II; anatomical structure development
Cellular component (GO): nucleus
Molecular function (GO): DNA-binding transcription factor activity, RNA polymerase II-specific; RNA polymerase II cis-regulatory region sequence-specific DNA binding
Source: RefSeq, a predicted model, not a curated record